Ectocarpus sp. CCAP 1310/34 is the source of this 5702-nucleotide messenger RNA. Lineage: Eukaryota; Phaeophyceae; Ectocarpales; Ectocarpaceae. The record is from the annotation of a GenBank genome assembly.
CUCCGCGACGAGGCUUGGCCUGAAGCAAGCAGGCGAAGGAGGCACUCAAAUUGGGUGAAAGAGUGGCUGCGAAGCGUUCAGCGUUCGACACAACCUCCUGCUGCAGAGGAACCGAGACGGGGCGCAAAGUAACGUAGAAUUCAAGAACCGUCUCGCCAUGUACUCCUCCGGCCACCACGCAGCCAUGGGGCCUCCUUCUCGACGGCAGCAUCAGCACCAGCGGCAGCGGCAGCACCAGCCGAGUGACACCUUAUCGGCAGAUGAAAUGGACACCUCCCCGGACAUCUCUCCCCGCAGGGUUGACGGCCUCGGCGGGGCGAAGCGUUGGCCUCCCGCGGAGGAACACGGGGACGUCGCAGCUGGGGUGUUCGAGAACGGGGAAUACCUGCCCUCCGCGAUGGACACUACGCAACCCUGCUACCACGCCGUCUGUGCUAGGGAUAAGCUGGGCGUUCGCUACCGAGGGCAAGGCCACCACGAGCAGGACUGGGGCACCGUGCGUGCGAACCACCCCCUCCCCCGGCACCAGCGGAUGUGGUACUUCGAGGCCACCAUCGCCGCCCAGGGCGAGAACUGCUGCAUCACGCUCGGUCUCAUCCCCGCGUCCUUCCCCAUGAACCGGCAGCCUGGCACCGAGGGCGGUUCGUACGGCCUGGAGGGCAACGGGAAAGUCUUUUCGGGGAGUGGCGUCGGGCAGACCUUCGGGGACCCGUUCUGCACCGGGGACACGGUGGGCCUAGGCGUCAACUUCAAGAAGAUGGAGGGGUUCCUGACCCACAACGGCCGGCUCCUGGGAUCUGCCUUUCCGGCCAUCCGGUCCGCCCUCGACGUGCACGGCCUGUACCCCUGCGUGGGCCUUCACAGCAGGGGCGAGGCCGUGCACCUAAACUUCGGGCGGCGGCCGUACCUGUUCAACGUGUCGGCGAGCGUGGCCAAGGAGGACUACCGGGAGCAGGCGGCGGUGGCGGCGGUGCCCGUGUGCCCGGUGCUGCUGAGGUCUCUCGUCCGCGACUACCUCCUGCACCAGGGCUGCGAGAAGACCCUGAAGAGCCUGGACGAAGCCGACAAGGGCGGCGCCGCUAAGGUCACCGCUGCCGCCACCGCCGGUAGCAAUGCCCGGAAAGCAUCGGAUGCCGCCGCCGCCGCCGCCGCGUCCGCCUCCGCCGAGCCUCCCCCGCCCUCGCUCCCGGCCCUUGCCGCCGGCGCUUCUUCUUUUUCUUCUUCCGCUUCUUCCGCUCGGAACGCCGCCGCGCCCGCGGCGAGGAAGGCGGCCGGCUCCCCGCCGUCUCCUCCUCCUCCCCCAAACGGCAGCGGUCCCGCCGCCGCCGCCGGUGUCGGCGGUAGCCGCGGUGGUGCCGGCCACGGCGGCAGCAGUAGUCGCGUAUUCCGAUCGGCUCAGCAGCAGCAGCAGCAGCCAGGCAGUGAUGGUGCGUGGGCAGCGCCGACAUCGUGGGUGCCGGUGGCUGGGAGGGGGGGGGGCGGGUCGGCCCCCCCCGCAGACGAGAUGGAGGUGGAGGAGGUGAGAGGGCAAGAGGCAGGUGGAGCAGCAGGUGGGGUAGAAGAGCGCCAAGCUCUGGAGCUGUCACUGCUGGGCGCGCAGCAGGGGCGACGCGGGGAGCACGAAAACAGGGGGGGUGGGGGCGGCGGCGCCGGGGGGAUAGGGGGGUCGGUGGAUGAGGUCGCGAGGAGAGACUUCCUCCGCAACCUGGAGCUGCUCCGGGGGCAGGCGGGGGGCGCCGUGUUUGUGUUGGGCGGGAGGGAUGGGGGGGGCGCGGGCGAAGACCACGAAGAAGUUUUCGACGACGACGACGACGAGGAGGAGGAGGAGGAGGAGGAGGAGGAGGAAGAAGAGGAGGAGGGAGACAGUGAUGCGGAGGAAGACGAAGAAGACCUCAUGAUGUCGGAAGAAGACGAGAACAUAGACGACGACGACGAGGAGGAGGAGGAGGAGGAGGAGGAGGAGGAGGAGGAAGGGGACGAAGACCACGACAUCCAAGAGAUGAUGCAGCACGACAGCCUGCCGGUCCCAGACGUCAUCAACCCGUGGAUUCAGCCGCCGGAGCCCCCGCGCCGAGAGCCCGUGAUGCCGGUGCCGGUGACGGACCUCCUCGCGGACGGGGGGGGCGGCAGGGCGGCGGGCCGCGGCGGCAAGUCUCGAGCCGUCGCCCUCGCAGCCACGCUGUCCUUCAGGACGAGACUGAGGCGAGAGAUUCUGUCCGGGAACAUAAGGGCCGCAACGGCGAUGCUGCAGAAGGAGCGCCCGGGGCUGCUGGAGAAGCGAGCGGACGUUAGGUUCGCUCUCAAGUGUCAGGAGUUCAUCGAGCUCGUCAAAAAGGGGGAGGUCACUGCCGCGGUGUCGUUGGCUCAGCGGGAUUUGUCAAGGUUCAGGGACUCCCCUCGAACCCGCUCCGACUCGCCCUCCUCCUUCUCUUCUUGCUCCUCCGCCCCUUCCCCGAACGGGUCCCCGUCCCGCAACGGCCACCACCUCGACAACAACGAGGCGGGCGGCGGCGACGGCGGCAACAGCGCACCAACAAACUCUUGUGCUUCUUCGCCGGCUGCAUCAGCAACGACGGCCGGGUUCGGUCAGGCCGCAGGAGCCGGCACAAGGUGGGGGGCAUCAUCAGCAACCGCGAGGUCGGGGGGAGUCAACACUCGAGGCGCCGCGCAGAGGCGAGGGAGCCCCGGGACUCGCGGCGGGGGGGGUAGGAGGCCCGGAGGGGGGGCGAGAUCGAGGGCGGCGGCGGGUGGUAGCGGUAGGGGCAACGGCAACGAGGGGGGCGAGUCGGAGGAGGAGAGGGGAGAGGCGGCGGCGGCGGCGGCGGCUGCGGGGCGCAGGACCCGCAAGCGCAGAAGUCGCAGCUACGACCCGGUAAAGACCUCGGAGGAUCGUGCCAACCCGGAGGAAUUCAACUCGGGCAAUCAGGCGUGCGCCAGCCCGGACAGGGGGGGUGCCUUCGGUGAAGGGUAUCGGGGGCCCGCAGAUUUUGCCCGGAGGGGGGGAUUCCCGUCGACGUUAUUCGGCGGCGCCCCGUCCGUGUACGACUCUAAGCUUUUGGCGGUGAUGGGGUUGUUGGCGUACAGCGAUCCCGCCGCCAGCCCUUUGGGUUAUCUUGUCUCCGGCCUGCAGAAUCAGGCAAUCGCGGACAAGGUUAAUGACGCCGUCUUAGCGGCGGACGCACUGACGCGUCGCAGUAACCCGGAUAGAAACAGCAGCACCAAUCAGCGUUCGCGCACCGCUUCUUCGAUCGGAGGGGCUUCGUCCAAUGAGACCGGCAACGGUAGCGGGGGCACUGCUCAAGCGGCAGCGGCGGCGGUGCCGACAUCGGGACUGGAGUUCGCUGUGCGGCAUCUCCUCGCAACCCGGCAGGCGUCACGAGAGACUCUCGGAAAUGGAGUACAGGCGGCCAUUCACCCCCCUCUCUUUCUCUAGAAAAUGGGGCAAAUGUAUUUGCUUCUAGCUUUUUGUGCAGUUUGCUGUUUCUUUUCUCGAGUGUUUUCUGGGUGCCGGCCACUUUCCGGCGAAAAACAAGCGUGUCUUGAGCUGCGCCAGUCUUUCAUCUAGUUUCUCGGGAAAUUGCCCACGUGGAGUUGCAGGUUCGCUUACAUAGCAAUAGUUCAACUACAGGAAACACGCAACGUUGUGGAGAGCGAUCUAUCUCAUCCGUCCCCGUGACGGCCUUGUUGCUUGUACAUGCGGAAAGUGCGUCCGCCGGAAUCUAGGGGGUCUGUCAAGCACCUUUGCUUCUUGGCGGGAAAAAGCGUGGGCUCGAACCUUGACAGGAAACCUCGCUCAAGAGUCUGUUUAACCUUGAAUGUGUGAGAUCGGAAGCGUGUUGCAGCACUCAGUCAGCCCGUUAUUUUAAAGCAGCACUCGAAGUGGUAAGCAGCAGUCAGUCCCGUUGAACCUUGGAACGUGUUUGAAGCAGCUCAGUCUGUUGAACCUUGGAAAGGCGGCCAGGUACCUUCGAACGCGUGUUGGCAGCAGCACCCAGGGCGCUCGUGAGUGGGCGCUCAUGCUUCUAAUAACGGUGCUCGCAACGGGUUGCUCGCCGUCUGGACUGUGGCGAGGUUGAUCAAGAUGUGGACAACGAAAAAUGGCGCAUAGGUAGCCAUUCCAUUCCUUUUGCGUAAGUGGGCUAUUUACACGGGUGCGUGCGUCGAUGCGUUAUCAUCCUGGGUGGAGGAGUAGGGCAGGCGGUUCGCACGAUAGGGAGGAGGGGAGAGGGAGGGGGCCUGUGGUUGAGUGGUCGUCUCGAGAUUGCUCACCUGGUAGUCAAGAAGAAGGUUGACCUAGACAGCACACAGUACGAUGGAAAAAAGUGGCAGCAGGCAGCAGUUUUGUCGUCAAACAUCUCGUGUUGUCCUCACAGAAAGUUACGUCGAGGGUUGGGGGUGUGUGGAGAGGGUAACAAGUCGUUUAUACAUAUUUGUGCCCCAAGUGUUAGGAUGUACGUAACAGCAGUCACGGAGUAGCCUUCUUCUCCGUUAAUUUCUUGUCGUCGUCAAGAGGCCAAGGGAGGAAGGGGGUGUUGUUGUGUGGUGGUUGGUGUGGUGACCAUUUUUUUUUCCGGUUUAACGUUUUCUUGAAACGAGUGUUGUGUUUUCUCUCUUUCUCUUUUUUUUUUUUUUGCGCGAAAGACGAGUGGAUGUGGAGAUGAAAGAAAUAAGGGUGUUCAGCGUUUUGCUGAUGGAUGUUCAAGGCAUGCAUGUUAAUAGGCGGGGGCUAGGGGGGUACGCGUGUGUCUAUUUUGGCGGAGCAGGGGGGGCGGGGGAGAUGGGGGGAGGGGGGGGGCGUACUCUUAUGCUUUGCAUGCCUUAGCGGUUAGACCAUUGACCACGCGUCCUCGAGAGGACGGAGCAUUCAUUGUUCCCACAGGACCGACCACCGAUGGCCAAUCGUUCAAAUUUUGUUAAAACGAUAUUGCAGACUGCACACCGGGGCUCCUCCGGCAAGGUGCAGUUGGCGGAUUAUUGUUGGGCUCGUUGACUGCCAGUAUGUUUUUGCGCGGUACGUAUGUAUCAGCCUCCACUUGGAGCUGACAAAGCUGUGACGCGGAGAUAGAUCAAAUAUUGGGUCGGUCAGGAGGGGGAUUUGCUUUUGGGAGUGGAGUAGAGGAAGGAACUGUGACUUAUUCUGAAGGAAUCGAUGUGCGUGGUGCAUAAGACGGAUGUGGUGCUUGAUAUGGGAUCACUUCUAGCUGGCUGGCAGCGCCGUGUUGAUAUGGCGGUGCAGGACGCGUGUGAAGAUUUGAUCGUGAAAGGCGAUCGAUGCGGUGACGGGGUGGCGGCGCCAACAGCGGGGAUGUCAUGGUCUUCUGGUCAACGUUUAGAAAAUUCACAACCUAUUUAAACCACCCACAACCUGUUGUGCUCUGAUGAUGAACUCCAUUGUUGUUGCUGUUGUUUUGGUCUCCGUCGUGGUCUUCUACACACACACACAUGUUGCAUACCACGACCCUGUACAAGACGUUUGUUUUGAUUUUCUGCUCCUUUCUUUGCUGGUGCGAAAAAAAUUCGAUGGCGUCGACACCAACCAUCCGAGAAAACGAGAGGGGGGAGCGAGAGAGCACCACCGCGAGAGUUUUUUCGUUGGUGGACGGAGUGGCUGUUGUGACGGGGAGCAGUUCACGGGAGGGAAUGAACGGCGAUAAUAUUUCCUCCGAUGGGGUGGCGAGGGUCACUAUCAACAGCUUGGAACG